GCUGUCAUCAGUUUCGAUCAUCUGCCCAUUGGAUUCUUUGUCAGUUUGGUUUGCUGGAGAGAUAAAAUUUUCACCGCUGAUCUGCGUACGUAAUUGCUAUUUAAUGGGUUGGGCUCUGGCUUGUUCCUUGGCGACGACAGAAAUAUAAACGGAUGCGACUGGCGGAACUGGCGGUGUUGAAUCAGCAGUCAAAGUGAGACGGGCUUUUUUAUACGAGGUGUUUCUCGUAUUCGAGAUAUUGGAUCCUUGUCCACACUUUGUUUCCUUUUCAGCUGGCUGUCCUCGUCUUGGCUCAUCAGUGAUCUUUCGACUAGAGAUACUUGGUCUGGGCUAUGAAAGGAACUGAAUAUUCGUCAUACACUUCACCAUCACAGACGAGAAACGAGAUCUUGCUCCUCAUUCGGGGAUUAGAAACUCGUAAAAUAUCAAUCCCUCUCAAGCCGUGAUCUUACAUCUUAACCAAAUCGACCUCUUCAACCUGACUGAGAACGUCACCAAAAUGCAUUCCCACCAUCUCCUCACCCUCCUCCUAACCAGCACCCCUCUCACCCUCUCCCAACAAAUCACCCAACCCCCCUCCGUCUCCGAAUACACAACGGCCCUACACAUCGACAACAUCCGACGCGACCCAUCCAAUACACACGCCUCUCUCUCCUCCGCCGACGCGUUAUCCUACUGCCAGUUGAGCGAGCCCGGGUGCACAAACCAACUCAACAUCUACAGCAACUGCCAAUCGACCGAGCUAUUACACGGCCAUCUCCGCGUGCGAUGCCUGCUCCGCGAGUCUCGGCGCGCUGCCGUGGAGUCAGGGGGGUACAACGAGUACAACAACAGGAGGAGGAAAAGGGGGGACAGCGACACAGGGCUCAGCGGCGUCGGAUGCUGGGCCUUCGGCGACGCAGGGGGAGACGACGACUACGGUAUCAAUACCGACGGAGCCGUAUGCGGGAUUAGCUGGGACACCGACGAUACCGGGAGAAGUGGCGGCGUCGACGAGUUCGGGGGCUGCGGUGGGUUGGGGGUGGAAGAGUGA
This is a messenger RNA of Talaromyces proteolyticus, 1033 nucleotides long. RefSeq lists its product as uncharacterized. The coding region runs from base 500 to 1033 and encodes 177 amino acids. The record is from RefSeq and is a predicted model, not a curated record. NCBI's taxonomy places the organism in Eukaryota, Fungi, Ascomycota, Eurotiomycetes, Eurotiales, Trichocomaceae. The transcript has 3 exons.